GACUGCGGUGGCUAGUGCGGGUUUGGUGGCGGGACCCGGCAGUCCCCUGCCCCGCAGAGGGGGUGGUGGCGGAGGUGGCGGCGAUGGUGGUGGCGGCCUGUCGACGACGCCUCGCUCGCCGCCUAGUGCGGGAAAGAGGAGUGGCGGUGGUAGCGGCAGCGGCGGCAAGCACUCGCUCCAAUCGGGUCUGGGGCAGUUCUUCCGGCAGUCCGCCCGCUGCCUGGGCUGCAAGCAGGUGCUGCCCCGUGACUGCGGUGGCGGUGGUGGCGACUUGGCCUCAGCUCCCGGGCUGUGCGGGGCGUGCUUGCGGGAGCCAGACACUCUGCCCGCAACCCACCUUCGCACCCUGGCCGACGACAACACCGCCUUUACGCAGCUCGCCUCCGCACUCGCCACCUGCCUCACCUGCCACUCCGGCGGCCAUGCGGCGGGGGCGCUGCUGUGUGAGAACGGCGAGUGUCCGCAGCUGUUCGCCCGGCUGGGGGCUGUGAGGCGACUGGCGGCGAGUGGGGAGAGGUUAGAGCGGCUGGACCUGUGUG
This is a messenger RNA of Astrephomene gubernaculifera, 539 nucleotides long. NCBI's taxonomy places the organism in Eukaryota, Viridiplantae, Chlorophyta, Chlorophyceae, Chlamydomonadales, Astrephomenaceae. The record is from the annotation of a GenBank genome assembly.